ACACUCUUAUUUCUGUAAAAGCAAUGAUUUAUUUUGAUUACUUUUCCGUGUCUGAAGAGACUCAGUAAUCAUCCCGAAGGAAGCUUUCCUUUUAAAACUUUCUAUUGAUAAAGAUCUUUAUGCAAAUCAUCAAUUAGCAUUUAGCCUAAUGUUACAGCCCCAAACCCUUCUCGACCUCUACAGAACAUAUUCUACAAGGCUCCAUAUCAGACUGCUGAGGGAGAAGUAUGACUUGUUGCUUUUAUUCUAACAGAAAAACUCCAGUGGUAAACUUACUGACUUCCUGAGCUUCUACACACUCCCCUCCACAGUCAUGCACCACCCUGCUCAUAAGAGCCUCAAGGCUGCCUACUCAUUCUACAACAUUCACACGGAGACGCCCCUGUUAGACCUCAUGAAUGAUGCGCUCAUUAUAGCUAAAUUGAAAGGAUUUGAUGUAUUCAAUGCACUAGAUUUGAUGGAAAAUAAGACAUUCUUGGAAAAACUCAAGUUUGGAAUAGGAGAUGGCAAUUUACAGUAUUACUUGUACAAUUGGAGGUGUCCAGGAACAGAUUCUGAAAAGGUUGGACUUGUAUUACAAUAGAUGGAUGUUUCCAUCCCUAGAACUCUGAAACCACCCAUCAUUUAUUAAUAUUCUAUUUAAUGAUUCCUGGAACUGUCAUUCCAAAGAAUAAAAGCACAACCUAAGUGAAACUGAUACAGUCAGUAAUAAUUGGAAAAGUUGAAAAAACAUCCAUAUGUGACCAAUACUACAUAUGUCUAGCUAGAAUGUUAACAUUCUUCCUUUUUUUCACUGUUUACCCAUUUGAAGGAGGGAUGAAAGAGUACAAAGAGCACAUUCCUCUAAUUUUCAAAUUUUUGACCAUCUCUUGAAGGUAUUUUUCCAUUCUCUAGAAAGGGCCUUUUUUUUUUUUUUUUUAAUGGACGGAACAGAAGUCACAGACUUGUGUAAGAAAAUCUUUGCUAAUGUAUGGAGAUAAACUGCUGCAUUUCUAUUUAUCAGGUGAUGGUCUUUUUGUCUGUGUAACAGAAUAAAGGAUCCAAUUGGGAAAUUUUUCCUCCUAUCAUCUUCCAUGCUAUCAUUGGAGACAUUUCUGGAUUCAGCAUUUCCACAACUCCAUGAUGAGUGGUGGGUGUUUGUGUGUAGAGCAAGAUAAAAAUGUACUGGUGACUAGUACAUUUAUUUCUCCAGAAGCAAAGUUGCCAAAUUAAUAAACACACAAAUUUGUACUUUAAUGUUCAACAGGUUGGUGGUUGGGUUCAAAAGCAAAGUUUUGUGCAAACAUGAAAUGUGCUCUCUGAAAGAGUAUGCACCAUGACUAACUAGACUUUGCUGCUGCUGCACAAACUCGCUUCUUUUCAGGAACAGCAAGGAUAUGUGAGGAAAAGAAAAUAUAAGUGCUAAAGUCAAAGGAACUGCCCAGUGGAAUUUAUUAGUGCUAUCAGGAUAUUGAUAGUUUGAAUGUUUUUAUUAUGCAAAAUUGCACAUAUUCCUUAAUGCUGACUUUAAUUUAUCAUGAAAGCUGUCAUGCUAAUAGAAAAUGUCUUAUUUGUAAAUAAGUAUUCAUACUUUUGUUACUGAUGGUGUUUUUAUCUAGAAUUUGAAAAAACAAGUUUCACAGUGUACAUAUAUAUAUAUAUAUAUUGUCAAUAGUUCAAGGAGAAAAAAGAUGCUAAAUGAGGCCAUAUAAACUGGCCUUGACUCAUUCCACGAAGUAGUUACUUUUUUCUGCCUUCCCUCUUCCAGUGCCUAGGCUGUUCUGUCCAGAAAAUUUUAAUUAUUUUAGACAUGAUGGCUUUUCCUUCAUGUUAUAAGUAGUCAAAUGAAACCAGUCCUAUCUUAUACCAGGCAGGGGCUAGCAAACUAUAACCCAUCACCCUAAUCCAGCCCAUCACAUGUUUUUGUAUACCCUAAGCUAAAGAUGAUAUUUACAUUAUUGAGUGGUUAGAGGAAAAUAACAUUUUGGGAUACAUGAAAAUUAUAUGAAUUUCAAAUUUCAGCAUCCAUAAAUAAAGUUUUAUUGGAACACACACUUAUUCACUAAUAUACUGCCUAUGGCUGCUUCAUGCUACAAAAGACAGAGUUGAUUUGUUUCAGUAGAGGUUGUAUGAACCAAAAAGUCUAACAUAUAUGCUAUCUGGCCCUGAAAGAAAAGUUGUUGAUCCUGAUUUACAUUAAGGAGCUAAAAGCUACUUUCUGCAGCUUGCCAUUAACCAACAGGCCAACCCAGGGCUUGUGGUAUCCUUGAGACUACCGGUAGAGGGCGUGCGUGGGCCCCACAGUAGAGCGUACUCCAAUAACUGUGUACUUUCUUGAAGACAUAAAGGAAGAGUUUUUAGGAUGAUUCAACCCAGUGGUAUUACUAUUUUUCCUUAACAGAAGAUGAAAACUUCAAGAAGCAAAACUGAACCAAUUCACUGAAACUUUUUUGAGAUACCAGAGUUAAAUAAAUGAGAUUUUAACUUAAUCUGAAGCCAAAAGCACAGUUGGGAAUUAUGUUCCAUUCAUUUUUAUAGCACAGAGUCAUACAAAGGGAGAUUUUCAAAUAAUUACAGAAUUGCCAGUCAGAAAUUUUGUCACGGGCUAAAAUUCCAAUUUUAUUAAAAUCUUUUUUUUGUCUCAUUUAAAAAUAACUAGCACAUUUGCCUCUAUAAUUUAAACAAAUUAUGUAAAACUGCUGCGUUUAAGUAGCUAUUAGAACUAAAUUUCAGUGUAAUAUAGUGUUUUACAUAUUCAAAAAAACCUACAUUUGUCCUGCAUCCUUUGUCAAUAAUGGAAAUACUCAAUUUCUUAAGGGAUUUUUUUUUUUUUUUUUUUGCGCCACGAUAGUAUUCAGUAAAAUUUAAAUGAGUGGAGGUGGCAUAAUUCAUGCAUCAAACAGAAUUAAAGCU
This is a messenger RNA of Myotis davidii, 2892 nucleotides long. It is a transcript of the gene NMT2, whose product is annotated as N-myristoyltransferase 2. Gene Ontology annotation, cellular component: cytoplasm. Gene Ontology annotation, biological process: N-terminal peptidyl-glycine N-myristoylation. The coding region runs from base 314 to 583 and encodes 89 amino acids. Lineage: Eukaryota; Metazoa; Chordata; Mammalia; Chiroptera; Vespertilionidae. The transcript is spliced from 4 exons. Gene Ontology annotation, molecular function: glycylpeptide N-tetradecanoyltransferase activity. The record is from RefSeq and is a predicted model, not a curated record.